UUAGAGUUUUUUCAACAAACGACUGACCGAAUGGAUGACUGAGAAUUCGUGGUUAACAAGAAAAUUUUGUGAUGAUCUUCUGUUAAAACUAAAAUCAAAACACCUAGAUCCAGUUAUUGAGCAACUUCAAGGGAGAGAAGAUUCGAAGUUAUCUUUUGAUGACAUCUUGAACGUUUACCGACGUAUCAAAGACGACUACGAGGCAAACGCAGUUGGUGCUGAAGGUGCCAUUGCUGUUGCGUUCUACGACUUUCAUCCCAUACUAGCUGCGGAUACUAAACACUACUUUGAUAAACUGAAACAACUGGAAGAUUUUGACGAAAGUACCGCGAGGGAAAUAGUAGCAGAAGCUUUCACAGAGCGAGAAAGGAGACGGCUUGAGGAUGAAAACAAUGAUUUACAGCAAGAAAACCAAACAAUGAAGAAAGAGAUGCUAAUGCUGAUUGCCAGAUCAGAAAGCGAGAGAGCUGCGCUGCGAGAGCAAAGGGAAGAAACAAUGAAAAAAGAGCGCGAACAAUUGCAGAAUAUGAAGCAGGCAGGCCUGAUAGAAGCCCAGCAGCAAAGGGAAAAGUUCAUCAAUGAAAACCAAGCCCUAGGCGAGAGACUACUGGGGGUGCGAAACGAAAACGAGGAACAAAUGAAAAUGAUAAAAAGCAUGUCAGAAAUGAUCGCUGAACACCAAAGGGAGAAAAUGCAGCUUCUUAAACAAAUGAAGACAUCUGCUUAUGAAGAGGUCAAGGAUUCGAACCNAGAUGACGAAUAUGUUGAAAAGGUGGAGGAUUUGCCAGACAUGAUGACUUCAAGGGCGCAAAUUGCUCGUGAUCUACACCAAAGGUUGGCAGAAAACGAAAGAGAUCAAAGGGAUCUCAGAGCGGGUGAAAUCCUGAAGAGAGUUCUCAAGUUUAUCGAAGAUAUUGCGCCACAGGUUGGCGCAGCAGCAGCUCUUUAUCCUACGUCUUCUAGUUAUGCUAUGCCAGUAGCCACAGCCGUGCAAACCAUCGCCCGAGGUUUGCAGUCUUUUGACUGCAGUAUUUUGUAA
Stylophora pistillata is the source of this 1039-nucleotide messenger RNA. RefSeq names its product guanylate-binding protein 6-like. Gene Ontology annotation, molecular function: GTPase activity; GTP binding. The record is from RefSeq and is a predicted model, not a curated record. Lineage: Eukaryota; Metazoa; Cnidaria; Anthozoa; Scleractinia; Pocilloporidae.